Messenger RNA from Pleuronectes platessa (European plaice), 2650 nucleotides. RefSeq lists its product as uncharacterized. The coding region runs from base 388 to 2154 and encodes 588 amino acids. Lineage: Eukaryota; Metazoa; Chordata; Actinopteri; Pleuronectiformes; Pleuronectidae. The transcript is spliced from 3 exons. The record is from RefSeq and is a predicted model, not a curated record.
UGUAGCCAUAGAGAGAGUGCGAGGGAGGGGUGAAGUGGAGGUACAGCAGGAGGGAGAGGCAAAGAGGGUGGAACUGACAGAGGGGGGGUGAACUUGUCAGGGAAAAGGAAAUGAAGUAGUAAGCAAGAUAGUGCCUGCAACACAGAGAACAGCUGACAUUAAAAGAAGACAGACAUGGCUGGAGACAAACUGGAGGAGAGAGCUGGGAGCGAGUGAGGAAAACAACGAGAGAUCAGCAGCCAACCUUGGCCACCUUAUCUUUUCCAUCUAUAGACGGAAAUCGCUGGAUAAUUUAUAAGCCUCUCCCCCUGGCUCUGUGUUAUUGUGUGUGUCGGAGGGAGUGAGAGAGAGAGAGAGAGAGGGGGAUUUGCUGAGCUCACCACCACCAUGCUGUGUCCUGCUGCCGUCAGUGCAGCUGCUGUCUGGUUGCUACUGGCAGUGCUGGGCCCGGGCCUGUCUCUUCCAGCUGAGGAGAACGCCGAGCAGGGCUUCACCCGCUGCAGCGACUGCUUCUACAGACAGACGCCUCCCCGGGGAGCCUCUGCAGGGCCGCUGCUGCACCCACUCUGCCACACACUGCCUGGGAGACAGGCCUUUGCCACUCUGUCCAAACCAGCCUGUGACACAGCUGUCUACUCUGCCUUCCAUCUCAGGCACGGAUGGACAGAGGAAGAGGAGGGCGAAGAGCUCCUGUCAGAAGAGGAAAACAACAUUAAAGCAGCAGCACCAAUUCUCCUCAGAGGAGGCGGGGAUCCAUCUGAUUUCGUCUCAGACUCCCCUCUGCAACACUGGGACUCAACGGUCACAACACUGGUUCAGUCAAGCAUCAGUCCUCAGUGCAGCACUUUAGAGGGAGAUCUCUACAUCCUGACCGGGGCGGGGGGUCUCAGGGCGGCCGAAGAUGGAGAUGAGGAGUGUCAGAUGGGCCCACUGUGGUCUGCAGUGUGCUGCGCGGGCCCAGAGGGGAAGGGUGGCUUCAGCGUGGGGUUAAUCAGAGAGACAGGAGGAUUAGACAGGCAAGUGAGCCUGAAGGAGCUGGAGGAGCUGCUGGGAGUGGAAGAAAUGUUCUCUGAAGGCUGUGGAGGAGCAGAUGUGGAGACUGUUGGAUUUCUUGUGGGUCUUCAGGGCGAGGGGAAGCCUGAAAAUGUAGAGAAGAUGGAUGUGGAUGCUCCUGGCGAAGAGACGAGAGAAACAGAUGUGGAUUCAGACACAGCUGGUCCAGACACUGAAGGGGAGACUAAUCGUCAAGACACUAAAGCUGAGAAUAUCCGUCAAGACGCUGAAGCUGAGACAAACCGACAAGACCCUGAAGUUGAGACAAAUCGACCAGACACUGAAGCUGAGAAAAAUCCUGAUGUUCAGCCAGAGGAAGCUGGUGAAGUUGCACAGGAAACGUCAGCAGGUGCAGUGGAAUCAACGAGCAGCAGUGGAGAGCACGGGGAUGUGAGGAGCUCAGGAGCCGUCACUUCAGAGUCUCCUGACUCCUCAGCGGACCAAGAGACUGCAGAUGAUCAGGAGAAAGACACAAACUCCACCAGCACUCUGGUCUACAUCCUCUCCACCGCCAUUUCCAUUCUCAAAGCUCCGCUGCACCCUCUGAUCUCCACAGUCACAAAGUUACCUGGACAGGUGACCUAUGUCCUUCAGGAGGACCUCGGAGUUCUCUGUGCAUUACCCGGAGACACCUACUCCCUGCUUCACCUUGUGACCUCUGACCUCUUGUCCUGGAUGGGCUCAGCUGCAGAUCUGCUGCUGGGUGUUGGGGAAACCGGUGUCAACAGUGUCUACUACUGCACCUCAUCCAUGCUGGGAGCUCUGUACAGUAACUGCCACACUGGCGUCACCGGUGUGGGGACCCUGGCCGGGGACACGGUGGGGGUAGUUGGCGACGCGGUGGAUAAUGCUUGGUGGGUGACUAAGUUCUUUGGAGGGCGGCUGUGGGAGCACAGUGAAUGUUAUGUGGGCACAGUGGCGACAGAGAUGGGCGAUCAGGCCAUGGCUGUGGGUGGAGGGUUUGGGAAGCUGACAUGGAGAAGUGGAAACGGAGUGUUUAAUGUGUUUAGGCUGGGAGGGGGUUUCGUAAUGGGGAUUAUGGAUAUGCUCAUUGGUGCAGUGAGAGAGGCGUCUGGGCAGGAGGAACAAACCUUGUCAUAGGUUUUCUUCAGGUUUGGUUUGUACAUUUCUGCAGCACAAAAGUAAUAGUUGUUGAUGUCAUUUGAUGCCUUAGUUGUUAUAGAUGGAUUGCCACAUGUGAAUUGUAAACCUCUUCCUAUGGGGUCAAAGUGCUUUACAAUGUUUUGCCUCCUAUUUACACACUCUCAUACACCAAUGACGGAGGAGCUGCUACGCAAGGUGCUUGCCCGCAAUGGGGGUUUAGUGUCUUGACCAAAGACAGGAGGAGGCGGGGAUCGAACCGCGAACCCAGUGGACAGUCCGCUAUAUCACAAAGCAACACAGCCUCCCUUAUAAUGUGGAUACACCUCACUGUGGAAAUCUGGCUGUUCAAUAAUCUACUGUAUUUGAGAGCUGUAAAAACACACUGUGCACACUGUUCUUUUGGAUGUAAUUGUUCAGGGCGAUUCUUGUAUGAUACUUGUUGCAUGUAUACAUUUGAAUAAAAUGAAUGGCUGGUCUGCCAGUGUAACAUGAA